Aedes albopictus (Asian tiger mosquito) is the source of this 1493-nucleotide messenger RNA. RefSeq lists its product as uncharacterized. The transcript has 3 exons. NCBI's taxonomy places the organism in Eukaryota, Metazoa, Arthropoda, Insecta, Diptera, Culicidae. The record is from RefSeq and is a predicted model, not a curated record. The coding region runs from base 95 to 1420 and encodes 441 amino acids.
ACACGCGGAAGAUGACAGUUGCAAUAUGCGACACUGGUGAAUAUCUCUUCACAGCUGCAUUUCAAUCUGAUCCGUUGCUGUGUAACUUCACGAAAUGAUCAACUGGCGAUACGGAGUUUCAUUAUGCUGUCUUUUCUUGGCAACAUCAUGGGCCAAUCUACCGCCGCAAAUGAUGGAACUGAAAGACUCCCUCAUGCACGAAAUGCAAACGCUUCAACGCGUGAUCCCAGGCCACCACCCAGUCGAUCGCCGAACCGACCACCAGGUGCAAAGCGUCAUGGAUGAGUUCCUGGCGUUGAACCAGAACAGCAUCGAUGCCAUUCUGCGGGUGCUAAUGCUGAUCGACCAUGAUUUGUCCAAUGCGAUUCACGAUUGCGAACGGGUUGCCGAUUUGCCUUCGCUGGACAGUGGAAAUGUGAUUUUUGAUUGGGUUACAAAACCGUUACUGGUGAGAGUGCGAGAGCUUUGUGGGUUGAUUUCUUCGAAUGCCGUUGAGCAAGUGGAAAAUAGUUUGGAAGCAGUACAGAUCGAGGCGUCUGUCUACAGGCAGAGAUUGGACGCCACCUUGAAGAAUAUUGCGAUCGUGUCCAGUCGAUUGGAAAGUGAUAUAUUUGAAGAGCGGUCUCGAUUGGAGGGGAAAAAUAUUCUCUACGUUUUAGAACGUGUGAAUACGACGCUUAUGGCAGAGCUGGAUGAAACCUUCACUAAAUAUCUUUCGAAAUGGGCAGAGCUCUACAGGAAAUUGACGGAGGUGAUACCAGAACAAGUCGUCAUGACUUUGGAUGAGUAUCCAACGGUUGCAAUGGUGUACGAUUUCUUCGAUUUUCUGGACAAUGAAACAACGGUUCUACAUGGGGAAAUGCAUGAGCUGAUGGAUUAUUGGAUGGAACUUGUGGAAGAAGCUCUAGAGGGGGUUACAAAUUCGACGAUCGAGACAGAUGGUUUUCUACGGGAGUAUCCUUUGGAAAUGUUCCUCAACGGAAAGACAAACUUCGACUGUGUUGCAAGAUAUUUCCAGGGUUUCGAUGAACGAGUUCUUUAUUCCGUGAAAAAUUAUUAUCGCUGCAUCGAUUAUGCUGAUGAAAUGAGCAAAGCAUUCCGUCGCAUAGACUCAGUUCUGGAUUCAGCAGACAAAGCCAUCGGGUUUAUCAUGGAGACCUACAUAAACUGUGGAACUUUUGUGCAAACAUUUGAGGAUAACCUACCAUUGGAGGAAUGCUUGAUGGAAAUGCAUGACUUGCUAAAUCAAACCCAAGAAUUCAUUGUGGAUAAAUCUAUUGAGAUAUAUAACUACGUGAUCGAUGGGAUGUCGUUGAACCAGGUCACUAUUGGUGCAUGCUUGUACGCACAAGUUGUUGAAGUGAUGCUACGGAAUGAGGAGCACUUGGAAGCGGUCGAGUCUUGUUCCGGAAAUAGCUAGAAACAUGGCGUGGUUGGAAGUAUUCACAAACCCAGUGAAUUUUGUGUCGGUUUAAAAUUUUCGAAUAUUUGAA